UUGUUUUAAAUGUUGUCAGCACUGCUAGCGAACACGAACGCUCCUUUUUGACAGUUCGCUCUCAGUGAAUGGAAUUUGCAAAUAAUUUUUUUAAGAAAAAGUGAUAAAAACCACCAUAAAAUGAGACCUUUAAUGCUUCAGGGACAUGAACGUUCCAUUACCCAAAUCAAAUAUAACCGUGAGGGCGAUUUGUUGUUCUCAUGCUCAAAAGAUCAAAAACCCAAUGUUUGGUGGUCAAUUAAUGGUGAACGUCUGGGCACUUAUGAUGGUCAUCAAGGUGCCGUGUGGUGUUUGGAUGUGGAUUGGACUACUUCGAAAUUAAUAACUGGUUCAGGUGAUAUGACAACAAAAAUUUGGGAUGUUGAACAUGGUACAGUUACUGCUUCUUUGCCUGCAAAGUCUUCUGUUCGUACCUGUAACUUCAGUUAUUCGGGCAACCAAGCUGCAUACUCCACAGAUAAGGCUAUGGGUCAAAACUCCGAGCUUUUUAUUAUAGAUGUGCGCACAGCCGACUCUAGCUUAUCUGAGCAAACCCCUAUUUUACGGAUACCCAUGUUGCAAUCUAAAAUCACUUCUAUGUUGUGGGGUCCUUUAGAUGAAACUAUUAUAACUGGUCAUGAUAAUGGUCAGAUUUCUAUCUGGGAUAUUCGCAAAGGCCGUGAAAUGAAUUCCGUAAAUGAUCAUACCGCUGGCAUCAACGACAUGCAAAUGUAUAAGGAUGGAACCAUGUUCGUCACCGCCUCCAAGGACACAUCUGCAAAGUUAUUUGAUUCUGAAUCGUUGAUGUGCCUCAAGACUUACAAGACUGAACGUCCUGUGAAUUCUGCGGCUAUAAGUCCUAUUUUAGAUCACGUUGUUUUGGGUGGUGGUCAAGAUGCUAUGGAAGUAACCACUACAUCAACAAAGGCCGGUAAAUUUGAUUCUCGUUUCUUCCAUUUGAUAUACGAAGAAGAGUUUGCUCGUCUUAAGGGUCAUUUCGGUCCUAUUAACAGUUUGGCUUUCCAUCCAGAUGGUAAAAGUUACGCUUCUGGAGGUGAAGAUGGUUUUGUGCGUGUAAAUACAUUCGAUAGUACAUAUUAUGAACCUCUAUUUUAAGUAGACCGUCUAUUGGCGUAAUUUUUUUACUAUUUGUCAAACCCAGAAGAGUACCACAAUUUAUCCAUAAUUUAUAUAUAAAAACAGUAAUAGUUCAAUCUUCAUCUUGUUAAAAAGCCAGAAAAAAAGCAUUAAACUGACUGGCUACUUUGCAAACAUGAGCAAUAUGUUUGCGAAUAAAAUCAAUAAUCAAAUAUAUGCAAGAACUCGAAGAAAAGUAA
Molecule: messenger RNA, 1316 nt
Organism: Calliphora vicina (urban bluebottle blowfly)
Lineage: Eukaryota; Metazoa; Arthropoda; Insecta; Diptera; Calliphoridae
Gene: eIF3i
Product: eukaryotic translation initiation factor 3 subunit i
Exons: 3
Coding region: 121-1095 (324 amino acids)
Biological process (GO): cytoplasmic translational initiation
Cellular component (GO): cytoplasm; eukaryotic translation initiation factor 3 complex, eIF3m
Molecular function (GO): protein binding; RNA binding; translation initiation factor activity
Source: RefSeq, a predicted model, not a curated record